Messenger RNA from Phragmites australis (common reed), 2484 nucleotides. RefSeq names its product folate-biopterin transporter 1, chloroplastic-like. Gene Ontology annotation, cellular component: membrane. The transcript has 9 exons. Bases 184 to 1776 code for a protein of 530 amino acids. NCBI's taxonomy places the organism in Eukaryota, Viridiplantae, Streptophyta, Magnoliopsida, Poales, Poaceae. The record is from RefSeq and is a predicted model, not a curated record.
GGGCGUGGGUGGGCCCAUUUGUCAGAGAGAGAAGCAUCGGGCAGAUGUUACCGCUGCGCUGCGCAAAUCUCGCUUCCCACUUCUUCGGCCCGUGCUCUGCAUUCUCCAUCUCCGACCACCGCAUCCGCCGCGUGCCCCCAUCGGCAUCGCCGGAGACUGCGCCGCGGCCUUAGGUAGCGCGGGAUGGCCUCAGGUAGCUCGGCCGGCCGCGACCCGUACGACGAGGAGGCCGCCGUCCGCCGGCCCCUCGAGCUCGACGCCCGUGACGCCGCCGCCGCAUCGUCAUCCUCCGACCACCGGUCUGGAUCAUCUCAAAUGCUCAUUCCUGUCAUGUUACCUAUUGUAGCAAGUGUCAUGCCUAGAUAUCAAGCCUCAACGAAGGGUGAUGCAAGUAAUAUAUACUCUGAGGAGUGGCGGCAGCCUAGUACAGAUGUUGUGUGCAAGAGCAAGCCUGGGUCGAGAUACUUCACGGCAUUUGGAGUGGAUUUGUCCCCUGAUAAUAUGGCUGUUGCCAUUGUAUAUUUUGUGCAAGGGGUUUUAGGUCUUGCCCGACUUGCUGUGAGCUUUUACUUAAAAGAUGAUCUUCAUCUCGAUCCAGCUGAGACUGCAGUUAUAUCUGGUUUCUCAUCCUUACCAUGGUUGAUCAAGCCCCUCUAUGGCUUCAUCAGUGAUUCCAUUCCACUCUUUGGAUAUCGACGAAGGUCAUACCUUAUUCUAUCAGGAUUCCUUGGAGCACUUUCGUGGAGUUUGAUGGCUACAGUAGUGAACAGUAAAUACGGUGCAGCUUUCUCUAUUCUUCUUGGAUCACUUUCUGUUGCCUUCUCUGAUGUUGUGGUGGAUUCUAUGGUUGUUGAGAGAGCUCGUGGUGAAUCACAAAGUACAUCUGGAUCUCUCCAGUCACUGUGUUGGGGAUCUUCUGCCUUUGGAGGAAUUGUGAGUGCAUACUUUAGCGGUUCGCUUGUGGAUACUUAUGGAGUAAGAUUUGUCUUUGGUGUUACAGCAUUUUUACCCCUGAUGACAUCUGCUGUUGCAGUUCUUGUAAAUGAACACCGUAUACCUUCGGGGGAACGUAGUAUCUUACAUUCUGGUUCAGGAUUUGUUGAGAGCUCUAAGCAGCACAUCAGGCAGCUUUGGACUUCAGUAAAGCAACCAAACAUUUUCUUGCCCACCCUGUUUAUAUUCCUCUGGCAAGCAACACCGCAAUCAGACUCCGCUAUGUUUUUCUUCAUCACAAAUAAGCUUGGAUUUACCCCAGAAUUUCUAGGGCGUGUAAAGCUUGUUACCUCUAUUGCAUCCCUGCUUGGUGUUGGGCUCUACAACUAUUUUCUGAAGGAAGUUCCUCUAAGGAAAAUUUUCCUUGUGACAACCAUCAUAGGCUCAGCCCUUGGAAUGACACAGAUUCUUCUUGUAACCGAGCUUAAUCGACAUUUUGGGAUCAGUGAUGAGUGGUUCUCCAUUGGUGAUUCAUUAAUCAUCACAGUCCUUGGUCAGGCUUCAUUUAUGCCGGUCUUGGUGUUAGCUGCAAAAUUAUGUCCUCCAGGAAUGGAAGCAACUUUGUUUGCUACUCUGAUGUCCAUUUCUAAUGCUGGAAGUGUUACUGGUGGUCUGGUUGGCGCUGGCCUAACUCGGGUUUUUGGGGUCACUAGGGACACCUUUGGGAAUCUACCUCUCUUGAUUGUCGUCUGCAAUCUUAGUUCGCUGCUGCCCCUACCUCUUUUAGGUUUCCUUCUAGAGGAAUCAGACAGCGUAGAUAACAGAGAAACAAAACAUAACUGACUAGCUGAGGUUUUAUCUCCAUGUGUUCCCGGCUCUCAAGUAUGGCACACCACCUUCCACAGUUGAUAUGGCCUAUUCAGCAGGGGAAUAUGGAACUCGCAUUGCAUAUCUUCAGUUGGCCACUGCUGUCAUCAUUCAUUUAAUCUACUGUGAGUCUGUAACCAUUAACUUAUGUGAUCAAAAAAUGAUCCAUGGUCAUCUGAAAAUGAUCUUCAAUGCUACAGCAUACAGGUACUUGCUCAUUUUUCAGUUUCUACUUUACCUUGUAUGCUCUGACAAAUUUUAAUUGUCUUUUACCUUUACGCUCUUUGUUAGCUAAUGUAACCCCCAUGAGAAAUAGACUGAGGGUUGAAGAUAGCAGUUGAACAAUGAUUCCCUUACAAAUUUGAAUGUAUUGUGCCAAAGAAAAAAGAUCCUGAAUAUUUGUGCCCUAUGAAGAAAGAGAUACUUCCGCACAAUGCGACUUGUGAUACUGUAUCAGAUUCUGCGUAGUCUUCUUUGCAAGUGAUCGUAUGCAUUCUGUUAGGCCCAGAACAAAGUGGAAUCAGAGGCACACACGGGAGCAGGCACGACAGAAAUGCAACACCCAUUACAACUGACCUAUGUUUCCAGUGGCAAUAGACAGUUUGUGUAAAAUACUAAAACCAUAGACCUUUCCCUUUGAUGUCAACAUGAAAUAUGAUUCCAAUUUAUUGGCAAGUUAAAUCA